Molecule: messenger RNA, 690 nt
Organism: Daphnia pulex (common water flea)
Lineage: Eukaryota; Metazoa; Arthropoda; Branchiopoda; Diplostraca; Daphniidae
Product: coiled-coil domain-containing protein 115-like
Exons: 1
Coding region: 139-612 (157 amino acids)
Biological process (GO): vacuolar proton-transporting V-type ATPase complex assembly
Cellular component (GO): extrinsic component of endoplasmic reticulum membrane
Source: RefSeq, a predicted model, not a curated record
UUAGAAAUUGUGACACAACGCCAAUGAUUCACAGGAAGUAUUAAGUGCUUAUUCAUCGCAGAACAUUUUAGUCGUUAAAGUUGCCUAAGACUAAGACUUGCCUAUCAAGAUUCUUAUUCGUAAUUUGUUUUAGCCACGAUGGAACACAAAGAUACAAAUGCCAGUGCCCAGCUAACUCAAGUGUGUGAAUCUUUAGAUGAACUUACUUUGAAACAAGUGGAUUUAGUGGAUGAACAAUUGGUUUUGAUGUCGAAACUAAGUAGCCUUUUGACUGGCGGUUUCAUUGAUAUGGCAAAAAGUCGCUACAUCAGUGGAGAGAGAACAGUUUCUACUACACAAAUUCCAGGAGAAGACAGUAUUAUUGAAGCUGUAACGACAGUCGAUCGUGACAACAUGAACAAGCUAACAGUUUCAAGAAACAAAGAAGUGAAUGACCCAAUCAAAUGGUUUGGUGUGUUGGUGCCCACCUCUUUGAAGCAAAGUCAGCAUGCAUUCCAAAAAGUUGUAGAUGUUGCUGUAGAAAUUGUCAACAUUCGUAGAGAAUGGCUGCAGUCAUUUGACACUUUGGAGGAGGAGUACCAAAAACUUUCUAGUUUAAAGAAUUCCACAUGAAUGACUACCCAUUUAUGAUUGUAGAAACAUGUCAUACACCUAUACCUAAAUCUAAAAUGUAUGUCCAUUGGCAGAUUC